Bursaphelenchus xylophilus (pine wood nematode) is the source of this 1242-nucleotide messenger RNA. Lineage: Eukaryota; Metazoa; Nematoda; Chromadorea; Rhabditida; Aphelenchoididae. The record is from the annotation of a GenBank genome assembly.
AUGGCCCCAACUUUGUGUAAUGUCACCAUGAAGGCCCAGAAGAGACCAUUGUCCUUCGAAGACCAAUUGGCGGCAGCUGAUAAGGUAAGUUCAAUAUUUACUUUAUAUUAUAUAGUAUUAUUUAAUCCGUAUAAUAAUUUGUAUUUUACAAAAUUUGAGGAAUUAUGUUUUUAUUUUUGAUAUUAUGUAAUUAAAAAAUUUUUUUUUUAAAAUUAAACCGUGAUUUUGAUUUUUUAGUAAUUAUAAUGUCUUUAGUUUGCCUUGAUCCAAAAAUUUAUUCAAAACUUAUUUUUCUGUUAUUUCAGCCCAUUGUUAAGCGGCCCAAGGUCGUUGCGAAGUCAGCUGCGCCCGUUCAGAAGCCAGUGGAGGCCCCAGUCCAGCCCCAAAAUUCUGAAAAACAAGUGGUCGAGGGUAAGCCAUUUUUUCUAUUAUUUCGGAUAAAAAAUAUUUUUGUCCAUUUUUAACACUUGAUAUUUCAGAAUCCUUCUACGAUCCCACCACUGGGCGUAAAAGUGGUCAUUGCCCGGGAGUCGGCCGCCCGAUCCAGCCCAAGAAGCCCUUAGGGCACGAGACGAAUCUGGAAGGCCGUACAGUGCGGGAACUGGAAUUGUUGUUUAGUUACAACAAGAAGAUCAGAGAAGAAAAGGACCACAUUUGGGAAGAUGUGGCGAGGAGAGAAUUCUCCAUCAAGCUGGAGAAAAGGGCAGAAGAAAGCUGGUACAGCUAUUUUAAGGUGAGUAAAAAAAAUUUUAUUUUUGAGUAUAUUUUUUAUAAAAAAAGUAAAAAUCAGAAAAAAUGAACAUGAUUUUUGAAAUCAGCACCAUUGAAAACCCCUAAAUCAAGUAUUUUUAGAAAAAAAUCAAAAAAUUAUUUUUUAACACUACUACGAAGUAAAAAAUAGCCAUAGGGAAAAUAAUAAAAUUUUUGUAAAAAACAAAAAAAAAAUUAUUUUACUUGUGAAUAUUUAUUGAUUUUUUACAAUUAUUUUUUCAGAGAACACAGUCAGCUGAGGAAGCCAGACUGUCCGAGCUGGCUAGCCGAAUCUCGGCGAAACAACAGCAGGCCAAUGAGAAGGAGAAGACGACCAAGGUCUGUAAUACGGUCGCUUCUCAAAAGAAGAGAAGGUCGAGCAAAGCCAGCGGAUCGACGGAGAAGAAGACCAGUGGGAAGGUCGAGAAGAAGAAAGCCCCUCCUCCCUUGAUGCGAAAGGCAAUGAGAAUGGCCAAAUCAAUGAGGAGGUAA